Ochlerotatus camptorhynchus is the source of this 1375-nucleotide messenger RNA. RefSeq names its product juvenile hormone esterase-like. The annotation marks the transcript as partial. The record is from RefSeq and is a predicted model, not a curated record. Lineage: Eukaryota; Metazoa; Arthropoda; Insecta; Diptera; Culicidae. The transcript is spliced from 3 exons.
UUCGCAGUUCAGCUCGAUCCGCUCGUGAGCUUGUCUAUUUUCGACGAUCGUUUCGGUUAAGCUGAGAGGUGCGUGUUUCCAGUUUUUGGGCUUUUCAGACAGUUAAAGAGCGUGAUUAAUUAGCGGGUAGACGUGUCAGUGGGGAUAUCGAAGCAAAUUGUGUAAUCUUCACACGGGCAGGCGGAGGCGACCUAGUGCCGCUCAGUUGCUCGGUGUCUGGACGAGCUGCGGAAGGAACCGGUUAUAUUGCGCGCAUCGUGGAGCAUGGUGAUUUUUGCAUCAAGAAUUUAAGUCGCAAACUUUGAGACAGUGGUUAGAAUGAGAGUGAUCCUAGUGGUGUUGUUGGCGAUCGGGUUCGGUGCCGUUGCGUAUGGAAGAACUUCGGAGCGGCUCAAAGUGACGUUGCCCCACGGGGGAUCGCUAGUCGGAAGGUAUCUGACUUCGUUCAGUGGACGCGGAAUUUUGGCGUUCCUGGGGGUACCGUAUGCGAAGCCACCGAUUGGAGAAUUGAGAUUCAAGGCACCUCUUCCAUUCGACUCGUGGGUCGGCGAACGGCUCGCCACUGCCGAUGCCCCCCUUUGCACCCAACGGGACCCGUACCGGAGGGACGAAGAAGUUUCCGGUGUCGAGGAUUGCCUACAGUUGAAUGUGUACGUUCCGGAACGACCGGCCCAGGAGGGACCGCUGCCGGUGAUGGUGUUCUUCCAUGGAGGCGGCUGGCAGUGCGGAUCCGGCAUGAGAGGCUUCUACGGACCGGACUUUUUGCUCGAUCACGACGUAAUCUACAUUGGAGCCAACUUCCGGUUGGGUCCCCUUGGCUUUCUGAGCACCGAACAGGAAGACUGCCCGGGAAAUAAUGGACUGAAGGAUCAGAGUUUUGUGUUGAAGUGGAUUCAGGAGAAUAUUGCUUCGUUCGGAGGGGAUCCCGGUUCGGUGACGAUGUUUGGCGAGAGUGCGGGAGGAGCCAGUGGCACCUAUCAUAUGAUGUCUCCGAUGUCGAAAGGCCUAUUCCACCGGGUAAUAUCGCAGUCCGGAGUGAAUCUGGACGCGUGGGCUCAACCGGCACAUACGGGAGUUGCUCGGAAGCGAUCCGUUCAGUUGGGUGACAUGCUGGGAUGUCAUCAGGGACGAGACGGGAAGUUCCGGGAGAUGAUGGAUUGCUUGCGCAAGGUCUCCGGGGAGGAUGUGACGAAGGCGUUCUAUGGGUUUUUCACUUGGGACACUGAUCCGAUGAUUCCGUUUCCACCGGUCGUUGAACCGGACCUACCAGGGGCCUUCAUCACCAAACAUCCCCGGGAUGAGUACGAACCGCAUGCGCUUGCCCUGCCCUGGAUGACCGGCUUGACAAUGGACGAGGGAGCUCUGAAGAGUGCUU